Molecule: messenger RNA, 615 nt
Organism: Coffea eugenioides
Lineage: Eukaryota; Viridiplantae; Streptophyta; Magnoliopsida; Gentianales; Rubiaceae
Product: putative disease resistance protein RGA1
Exons: 1
Coding region: 1-615 (204 amino acids)
Source: RefSeq, a predicted model, not a curated record
AUGGAAGCGUUAUUGGAAAGUCUGGUAAAAUUUCUGAAUUCUCCCAUAAUCCAGGAGGAGCUUGGAUUGCUCUGUGGUAUUGAAACAGAGAUACAAAAGCUUUCAAGCUUGCUAUCAACAACCAAAGCAGUGAUUGAAGAUGCCGAGCUGAGGCAAUUUACUGACAAGGCAAUUCAACUUUGGCUGCAGAAGCUCAAUCUUAUUGCUUAUGAAGUCGAUGACAUAUUAGAUGAUUAUGCAACCGAAGUCUCGAGAGAACCGAAAUGCAAAAACAGAUGUUGUAAUGUAUUGGAUUGUCUUCCAGCAACAUCAAACAUAUGGUUUCGGCACAGGCUUGGAGCAAGGAUGAAGGAAAUCAAUGGAAAAUUUGAUGCAGUUGCUGAUGAGAGAAUAAAGCUUGGAUUAAGUGAUCAGAAGCGUGGGAGCAACCACUUUCUGCUUGAUUCCACUGCAACACGUGAGACUGGAUCCGUGGUAAAGGAACCGGAUCUAGUCCUUGGAAGGGACGAGGAGAAAGACGAGAUUGUGAAAAUAUUGGUGAAUCAAGUCAGCGAUAAUCAAAAUGUAUCAGUGCUCCCUAUAGUGGGUGUUGGAGGCCCAAUUGGUCUUCAAUGA